UUUUGUGAUUAAAAAGUCCAAAACAUCAUGUGAGAAAUGUAUUUGUUGAUGAGGUUUCAGUUGAAAUGCUGCUGUCUUGAGACAAACAAAAUGGAUCUAUGAUGUUUGUUUCAUUGCUGAUGUCAGAGUGCUACAUCUACAAUGAGUCUCUAUAAGCAGAAAGAAGAGGGUGAGGAGGAUGUUAAGACACAAAAAGCAGCAUCUCUAGAACCUAGCUGUGUGUCUAUGAAGAGUGACAGAUCUAUGUUUACUCCCCCUAGUUUCAGUCAUGGAGCAGUGACCUCUGACUCUCAAGUGAAGAGAGAUGAUGUGUUCAGAUCAGUGACGCACCGUCUGACCUGCACUAACACGGACUGUCAGACCCUCAGAAAGCAGAGAGUCAAAGACCAGCACAAAACCAGCAUGAAGAACAAGUAUGAGAGCUUAUUUGAGGGAUUCAACAAACAACAAGAGAAUCAAACCCUCCUGAACAGGAUCUACACACAGCUCUAUAUCAUAGAGGGAGAGAGUGAAGGAGUGAAUGAAGAACAUGAGGUUUUACAGAUGGAGAAAACACCCAGAACACAAGACACUCCAAUCUACUGCAAUGACAUCUUUAAACCCUUAAAUCAACCAGGAUGUGAGGUGAAAGACAAAAUCAAGACCGUUCUUACUAAAGGCAUCGCUGGAAUCGGAAAAACCGUCUCUGUGCAGAAGUUCAUUCUGGACUGGGCCGAGGGGGAAGCCAAUCAGGAUGUAGAUUUCAUGUUUGUGCUUCCAUUUCGAGAGCUGAACUUGAUUAAAGAUCAUCAGUACAGUCUUCACAGACUUCUGCUGGACUUUCAUCCUGAACUUCAAGAUCUGGACUCAAAGAUUUAUGAGGAGUGUAAAGUUGUGUUCAUCUUUGAUGGUCUGGAUGAAAGCAGAAUUAAACUGAUAUUUGCAGACAGACAGAAAGUUUGUGAUGUGAAUGAGUCUUCAUCAGUGGGUGUGUUGAUGUCAAACCUCAUCAGAGGAGACCUGCUUCCCUCUGCUCUCAUCUGGAUCACCUCCAGACCAGCAGCAGCCAAUCAGAUCCCCUCAAAAUACAUCAACCGUGUGACAGAAAUUCAGGGAUUCACUGAGCCUCAGAAGGAGGAAUAUUUCAGAAAGAGAAUCAGUGAUGAGCACCAAUUCAGCAGAAUCAUCUCACACAUUAGAAGAUCAAGAAGCCUCAACAUCAUGUGUCACAUCCCCGUCUUCUGCUGGAUCUCAUCCAAUGUGCUUCAGAAGCUCCUGAAAGAAGAAAUCCCUCAAACUCUGACUGAAAUGUACAUCCACUUCCUGCUGACUCAGAUCAACAUGAGGAACAAUAAGUAUGAUGAGCAAAAUCCAGAGAAACUCCUGAAGUCCAGCAGAGAUGUGAUUGUGAAACUUGCUGAACUGGCUUUCAAACAGCUGAUGAAGGGCAAUGUGAUGUUCUAUGAGGAGGACCUGAUUGAGAGCGGGAUAGACGUCACUGCUGCCUCAGUGUAUUCUGGGAUUUGCACUGAGAUCUUUAAGGAGGAAUCUGUGAUUCAUCAGAGGAAAGUCUACUGCUUCAUUCAUCUGAGCUUUCAAGAGUUUCUAGCUGCUUUCUUUGUAUUUUACUCACAUGUACUCAGGGAUAACGAAUCACUUAAGUUGCUUCUGAAUGAAUUUCACAGGAGCAUUUGUGAAAACUCUCUGUUUGAGCUGCUAAAAGCAACAGUUAAUCAAUCCUUGCAGAGUAAAAAUGGACACCUGGAUCUUUUCCUGCGGUUUCUGCUGGGUGUCUCUCUGGAGCCUAAUCAGAGACUCUUACAGGAUCUGCUGACACACACAGUGAACAGCUCAGAGAUCAUCAAGAGAAUCACACAGUACAUUAAAGACAAGCUCAAGGCUGAUGAAGGUCUCUCAGCUGACAGAUGCAUCAAUUUGUUUCUCUGUCUGCUGGAAAUGAAGGAUCAGACUCUGUACAGAGAGAUUCAGGAGUCUGUGAAAUCAGUCAAUCAACUCUCUCCAUCUCACUGCUCAACAAUCGCUUACAUGCUUCAGAUAUCAGAGGAGGUGCUAGAUGAGUUUGAUCUGAAAAAAUACAACACAUCAGCUGAAGGAAGAAGGAGACUGAUACCAGCUAUAGUGAUUUUCAGAAAAGCCUUACUUUCUUGGUGUAAUCUCACUGGCCAGUUCUGUGUAAGUUUGUCUUCAUCUCUACAAGCAUCAAACUCAUUGAAAGAGCUGGACAUGAGCAACAAUAACCUGCAGGAUUCAGGAGUGAAGCUUCUGUCUGAUGUACUGAAGAGUUCACACUGUCAACUCAACAUACUGAGAUUUUCUGGCUGUAAUCUCCCUGAUAAGUGCUGUGAAAGCUUGUAUUUAUCGCUUCAAUCAUCAAACUCACUGAGAGAGCUGGAUCUGAGUAACAAUGACCUACAGGAUUCAGGAGUGAAGCUGCUCUUUGAUGGACUGAAGAGUUCACACUGUCAACUUAACACACUGCGAGUGGCAGGUUGCAAUCUCAGUGAUCAGUGCUGUGAAAGUUUAUCUUCAUCUCUACAAUCAUCAAACUCACUGAGAGAACUGGACCUGAGUAACAAUGACCUGCAGGAUUCAGGAGUGAAGAUUCUGUCUGAUGGACUGAAGAGCUCACACUGUCAUCUCAGCAUAUUGAGAUUAUCUGGCUGUAUGGUGACAGUGGAAGGCUGUUGUUUUCUGGCUUCAGCUCUGACUUCAAACCCCUCACACCUGAGAGAGCUGGAUCUGAGCUACAAUCACCCAGGACAAUCAUUAGUCAAGCUGCUCUCUGAUCCAAACUACAGACUGGACAAACUCAAUGUGGAUCAUGGAGGAGAGAUCAGGAUUACAACAGGACUAACGAAAUAUGCAUGUGAUCUCAAACUGGAUUUAAACACAGCACACACUCAACUUGCCCUGUCUGAAAUAAAGAGAAAAGUGACAUUUGUGAGAGAGAAGCAGCCGUAUCCUGAUCAUCCAGACAGAUAUGAUAAGUGUUAUCAGGUUCUGUGUGAAGAGAGUCUGUCUGAACGCUGUUACUGGGAAGCUGAAUGGUGUGGGAGGGCAGUUUCUGUAUCAGUGGCAUAUAAAGGAAUCAGCAGGAAAGGAUGCAGUGAAAACUGCUGGUUUGGAUUUAAUGAAAAGUCCUGGAGUCUGAACUGGUUUAUUGACCGAUUCACUGUCAGUCACAAUAAUAAGUGCACAGAAAUAUCUGUCCCUUCACAUCGCUCCAACAGAGUAGGAGUGUAUCUGGACUGGUCGGCCGGCACUCUGUCCUUCUACAGUGUCUCUGACACACACACACUCACACACUUACACACAUUCAACACCACAUUCACUGAACCCCUCUAUGCUGGAUUUACAGUUUUUUAUGAUACUUCAGUGUCUCUGUGUGAGAUUAACUCUGAAAGAAAGUCAACCAGAGCUAAAAAUAACUAUUCCUCUUAAAUGUGACCCUGGAGCACAAAAGCAGUUUUAAGUCGCUUGUGUAUAUUUUUAGCAAUAGCCAAAAAAAAACAAAAAAAACAUUGUAUGGGUCAAAAUUAUCUAUUUUUCUUUUAUGCCAAAAAUAUUUAGGAUAUUAAGUAAAGAUCAUAAAGAUAUUUUGUCAAUUUCCUACCGUAAAUAUAUCAAAACUAAAUUUUUGAUUAGUAAUUUGCAUUGGUAAGAAAUUUAAAAGUGAUUUCCUCAAUAUUUAGAUUUUUUUGGCACCCUCAGAUUCCAGAUUUCAAAUAGUUGUAUCUCAGCCAAAUAUAGUAAUCACCUAACAAACCAUAUAUCAAUGAAAACCUUAUUUAUUAGGUUGAUAUAUAAAGCUAAAAAAAAAGAGACCCAUAUGACUGGUUCUGUGGUCCACGUUCACAAAUGUCCAUUACUUUAAACUGCUAAUUCAGUCUGAAUGCUUUAAAGAGUCUCAUAUUUAGGAGAUUUUAUAAGGUAUUAGUCUCAAAUAUGUCAUGUGUAACUGUCUUUGUAAACGGUGUAGCCUACCGUAUAUAAAUAUAAGCUAAGUAAAUACUGAUUACAAUUACUGCAACUACUGUACGGUUUUGUGUAAUGCUUUUGUAGUCAUUUAGCAUGCAUUUUCUCAGCAAUGUAAUUUGAUUUAUAAAAUGAGACAAACCGCAGAUCCAGAUCGCUCCACGUCUUUAUAAUAAUGGAUAAUGACAACUCCACUUAUUAUUAUUAUUGUCCAGUGAAAUUUGAACUUGUGCCAGUGUAUUAUACAGUAGCUACAUAACAAAAAGGACAAUGAUGAAUUAUGUAAUAUUCAAAUAAAAUUAAAUCGACACACUAGCCUUAAAUAUAAAAAUAAAGUUUAAAAUAUUGUUUAGUUUAUUUUUUACUUCCAACAACCCACUCGCUGAAACAAGGUUUCCGAACAGACUGUUGAGUCAGUCUAGCAAAAUGCAUUAAAACCCAUAGCAAUGCCAAAUAUUGACAGAUAUGUAAAAAUAAACAAGAAUUUUCAGACUUUGGAGCGAUUAAUUAUUGUUUUGUACAUAUUGUCAUGUAUGUCAUGUCAUGCAUUUUGUUGUAUUGACCACAACACCAUUGCUAUUUGUCUGAGAGGGCACUUUUGAAUUAUUUUGAAAAAGGGCAGGGGCUUAAGCCCCCAAAGACAAGUCAAGAGUCUUGGUGUGAUUUUGGAGAUAGACCUCUUAUUUCAGUAGUUUCAGUAGUCAUGCCAAAGCAGUAACUACAUCAGCAUACUAUCAUCUAAAAAAAAUUGCAAGAAUUAGAUGUUUUAUUUCCAGUCAAGACUUGUCCAUGCCUUUAUCACCAGCAGGGUGGACUAUUAUAAUAGUCUCCUCUCCGGCCUUCCCAAGAAGACAUUUAGACAGCUGCAGCUCAUCCAGAACACUGCUGCCAGGAUUCUGACAAGAACCAGAAAAUCUGAGCAUAUCACACCAGCCCUCAGGUCCUUACACUGGCUUCCAGUUACAUUUUAACUAAUUUAUAAAUCACUCAAUGACAUAGGACCUAAACGCAGAGCAGAUAUGCUCACGGAAUAUAAAUAGAGCACUCAGAUCAUUAGGAUAGAGUCAGUUAGAAAUACCUAGGGUUCACACAAAACAAGGGGAGUCUGCUUUUAGUUAUUAUGCCGCCCGAAGUUGGAACCAGCUUCCAGAAGAGAGCAAAUGUGUUAAAACAGUAGUCACUUUUAAAUCUAGACUCAAAACUCAUCUGUUUAGCUGUGCAUUUAUUGAAUGAGCACUGUGCAAUUUUUUAACUGAUUGCAAUAUAUUUUAUGAAUUGCACUGUUAUUUUAUGCAACCCGGAAUGAUUGUACUGUCUUAAAUUAAUUUUAAAUAACAUUUUUAAAUCAUUGUCAGAAUUUUAAAUACAUUGUUUUAUAUUUGUGAUUGUAAUUUUUGUAUGAUUAUUUUACUUUCGGUUAUGUAAAGCACUUUAAAUUACUUUAUUUAGUUAUUAAACUAAUCUUUUUUA
Molecule: messenger RNA, 5445 nt
Organism: Carassius gibelio (silver crucian carp)
Lineage: Eukaryota; Metazoa; Chordata; Actinopteri; Cypriniformes; Cyprinidae
Product: NACHT, LRR and PYD domains-containing protein 3
Exons: 9
Coding region: 142-3441 (1099 amino acids)
Molecular function (GO): protein binding
Source: RefSeq, a predicted model, not a curated record